AUGCAACGACGUGUAAAUUCCUUGUCGACUUUUCUCGCAAAGAAUUCUUCACGAGCAUUGAUUUCAUCAAGAGGCCUCUUCGGAAUGGGAAAUCUUCCAACGAUCAAAUCAUUCUCUAUCGGAAUGAUGAAUUUAGAAGCCAAGAAAUCUGAAAUUGAUGUUUUGGCAUUGAUUUCAGAUAAACCAUUCAAGAAGGAAAUUGCUGAUGUUCUAAUGGCUCCACUCGAUAACAAGGACAUUGAAGUGUUGCCAGAAGGAAGCCUAUUUUUACCUGAAAUUAAGUAUAGAAGAAUUUUAAACAAGGCAUUCAUGCCAGGAGGAUGGUCACUCAUUCCAAUAGGAUCUUAUAAUAUCAUGGAUAAGUGUAUUGUUCAAGAGUAUGCCUUAAUUUGCAAUGGACAAUUUGUGUCUCAAGUCUACGGAGAGCAAACAUUUGAUCCAAGUGAGCAAAGCUUCAAAACACUUGGAACUGCUCUUGAAGGAUGUAAAUCAAACGCUUUGAUGAGAUGUUGUAAAGAUUUGGGAAUUGGUUCAGAACUAUGGGAUCCAAAUUUUGUUAGAGAAUGGAAAAAGCAAAACGUAGUUGCAGUUUUGUGUGAAAAUGUCAAGAACAAAACCAUAAAGGUCUUGUAUCGAAGAAAAGAUAGACCUGCAUUCCAAUAUCCAUACACUGAAAAACAAAUCAUUAACCAACAAUAUUAA
Messenger RNA from Naegleria fowleri, 702 nucleotides. RefSeq lists its product as uncharacterized. The record is from RefSeq and is a predicted model, not a curated record. Gene Ontology annotation, biological process: interstrand cross-link repair; recombinational repair. Gene Ontology annotation, cellular component: mitochondrial nucleoid; mitochondrial chromosome. The transcript has 4 exons. Lineage: Eukaryota; Heterolobosea; Eutetramitea; Acrasida; Naegleriidae. Gene Ontology annotation, molecular function: single-stranded DNA binding. Bases 1 to 702 code for a protein of 233 amino acids.